UUGACGAUCGGUGUAGAAUUCUUUGCUUAAAGACAGCUCAACAAGGUAUCACAUUAAAGCGUACUUCUGGAGAAGAGUGAAUAGUUGUAUUGUUUUUUUUUGUAGAUUUGCAUCAUACGAAAAAGCAGACUUAGGAAACUUACAUUUUGAAAUAGUUUCCUGUAAAAGAUAAAAACCAGGUACUGAGGUUCCAAAGAGAAGAAUCUGAAAUAGAAUUUAAAAUGCCAAUUUUAUCGAGUUUAUCAAAACGAUUACAUUUGCUGACAACUGAUUCUAAGCCGGAUCCUCCAAGGAUUCAAAACGCAGCAUAUACAAAUAAUUUAGAACCACCUCCUUCUGAAGUUAGAACGAAAUCUACAUCAUCAGUUCCAAAAGGGGGUACAGUUAAGAAUGAGAAUGUUAACUCCACGUCAGAUACUAAAAAAAUAAACACCGAAUUACCUUCAAUUGACAAUACUGAUAAAUUUAAGAAACGAAGAACAGAAUUCAAAACUAAAGCUUCUCAAGCCAAGACAGAAUCAAAGGCAAAAGUGAUAAAUUAUAAUAUUGUAAAUUCAAACGGAGUGCAAAUUGGCCCCAAAACUAGCUAUGUUUGUAACAUUAAUCAAUUUUCUGAACGUACAUCAUCCAGUGAUGUACCACUGAAGCCAAAGGAGAAAAAAAUGACAGAAGAUGUAAAAGCUUUAAGUAUGUGCAAAAAAGAAAUCACAAUGGAUGAUAUGUUUCUAAUCAAAACACAUAUUGGGCAUGGGUGGAGAGAUGUUGCUAGAAAACUUGGUUAUUCAGAAGGUCAAAUGGAUCAGUUUAAAGAGAAUUAUGGAGAAUAUGGUAUAAAUCAGGUGAUUUAUCAAAUACUCCUUGACUGGAAGCAAGCUAAUACAAAAGAUGCACAACUUGGAAUUUUAGUGUCAGUUAUGUGGUCCUGCCAAGAAUACGAUUGUGUUCAGAGACUAGUUCGGAUGCAUGGAUUAUCGUUAUAGAUUUGCAGGAAAUUAAUUAAGAUGAACCAAGAUCAGAGAUGAGUAUUUUACAGGUUACGAAGAAAAUAUUCAACAUAUUUUCCCCACAAAAAGAUUAUGCCACAAAGUAAUAUGUCUCGAGUAAACACUUACAAUAGUAAAAUUGUUAAUAUAUUUUAUCUUCCUUCUUUGUGUUUGAACUGUCAGAAUCAAGGAUUAUUUGUAAGAUAAAGCAUAUGUUAUAUAAAGAUACAUUUUUUUUAAUAAGCUUUGUAUCAUAUACCAUUAAUAUAUAUGAUCAGUGAACGUAUCGUAUCAUAGUUUGUGGUCAGUUUUAUUAUAACAAUACUACACAUGAAUAAUACUUACAAAAUCAAUUACUUAUAACAUUUUAUAAUUGUUGUUUAUUAAUAUCCUUAAAAAUACUGUUCUAGACAGAGGUCGAAAGUAACUAUCAUAGUUCUCAAGUAAUAAACAAAAGUGUACUUAAAAUGAAAUGAGUAUACAUAUUAAAAAAACAGCGGUUAUAAUAUUGAUAUCAAUAUAAUUGUCCAUUCUUUCUUAUGUAAACCAAGUAGAUCAAGCAGAAAACAAAGAAUGUUAAGCAUAUUUGUUUAUGUAAAACGUCCCACUUGUUAAGAGAUUUAAUAUUGAGUUCAUUUCCACACAUUUAAAGAUAAAAUUCAAAUUGAUGUGUAAUAAGUAUUGCGAAAAAACAUGUAAUGUUAUAUUUCCUUACUGAACAAAUGAUUAGAAAAAUAAUGUCAAUUACAUGUUUAUAGAAAGAAUUCAGUAGUUCUAAUUUAAAUAAAACAAAUUGGAUGUUAUAA
This is a messenger RNA of Orussus abietinus, 1789 nucleotides long. RefSeq names its product receptor-interacting serine/threonine-protein kinase 1 (gene Imd). Gene Ontology annotation, biological process: signal transduction. The record is from RefSeq and is a predicted model, not a curated record. NCBI's taxonomy places the organism in Eukaryota, Metazoa, Arthropoda, Insecta, Hymenoptera, Orussidae. The coding region runs from base 222 to 980 and encodes 252 amino acids. The transcript has 5 exons. Gene Ontology annotation, molecular function: protein binding.